GCCUUCAGACCUGGUGUUCAGACUCUUGCACGCUUAGGUUCCAGGAAAUUGCCCAACCCCUCAUUCCCUUUGGGAUCUUGGGUCUAACUUCUCCCUCCUGAGCCUGGGUCAGUUGUCAACUCUGAGUCAAAGAUUCUCACCCUCCCCCCACUUCCCCAGGCUAUUUUGAGGGCACCGGUCUGAUCUUGCUUAGCUUCUCUGGUGAAAGAAACAUCAGGAUUGCAUCAGGGUCCAGGAGGAGGAGGCUGGGAUGUUUGGUGUAUGAGCGCCUGGGCUGGGAUUUGUGAGUAGGUUGGUUUGAAGCUCCCACACCAGGACUCCUGUGUCCUUGAGGAGGAACGCUUAGAUCAUGUGGCACUUGCUGCUUUCUUGAUGACCAAGGAACCUCAGUGUCUGACCCCCAGAAACCCAGAAAGUCAGGUGAGACGCAGAAAUGCCAGUUGUGGGACACAAUCUGCAUCAGUCAGGCAGAGAGGUGGAUCCCAGCCCCCUUCCUGCUCAGACUCAGGAGUCCAGGCCCCCAGCCCCCUCCUCCCUCAGACCCAAGAGCCUGAACCCCCAGCCUCCUGCUUCUUCAGACCCACAAGUCUGAAACCCCAGCUUCCUCCUCCCUCAGACCAAACAGUCUGGGCCCCCAGCCCCUUUCACUCAGGUCCCACUUCAUCACAUUUCUAUCCCCCUGAUGUCUCAGACCCAGGAGCCCAGGGCCCCAGCUGGAAGGACCCCUGAUUGCAUCAUCCGUUCAGGGUGACCUGGCCACCGUGGAAUUCUAGCAUCUGCCAUGUGGGUCAAAUAUCAAGGGUCAAGCGUCGGGAAGGUGAUUGGGCGGGUCUGUCUGGAUAUAAAUUCUGGAGCAUCUGCAUUCUUCCCAAGAGAUUUGGGUGUCCUGUCAGCUGUGAAUCUACGUGCAAGAGGACCCAGGCAUUUCAGCUACCAGAGAAGCCAUUGUGAAUCUGCUCUCCCCGACACCCAGGCUCUGAAACAGAAUCUAGACCAUUCAGGUCUUCAAAGCCCAGACCCCAUACCUCACUUGAGGACGUGAACCAUUGAUGGGCUGGGACAGGGCCAAAUUCGAGCACCUGGGACUGUGGGUCCCUGUGCUAGCUGUCCUGCUGGGAGCCUGCCAGGCACACCCCAUUGCUGACUCCAGCCCCCUCCUCCAAUUUGGGGGCCAAGUCCGCCAGCGAUACCUCUACACGGAUGACGCCCAGGAGACGGAGGCCCACCUGGAGAUCAGGGCCGAUGGCACAGUGGUGGGGACGGCCCGCCAGAGCCCCGAAAGUCUUCUGGAGCUGAAAGCCCUAAAGCCAGGGGUCAUUCAAAUCUUGGGAGUUAAAACAUCCAGGUUCCUGUGCCAGGGGCCAGAGGGGAGGCUGUAUGGAUCGCUCCACUUCGACCCCCGGGCCUGCAGCUUCCGGGAGCUGCUUCUUGAGGAUGGAUACAACGUUUACCAGUCUGAGGCUCUUGGCCUUCCACUCCGCCUGCCCCCGCACCGCUCCUCCAACUGGGACCUGGCCCCCCGGGGACCUGCUCGCUUCCUGCCACUGCCAGGCUUCCUCCCGGCACCCCUGGAGCCUCCAGGGAUCUUGGCCCCCGAGCCUCCCGACGUGGGUUCCUCGGACCCCUUGAGCAUGGUGGGACCUUCACAUGGCCGAAGCCCCAGCUACACUUCCUGAAGCCACAGGCUGUUUAUUACUGAGUCUUCUCUUUAUUUAUUGUAUUAUUUAUCUUAUUUAUUUUCUUUUUUUUCUUACUUGAAAUAAUAAAGAGUCUGAGAGGA
Molecule: messenger RNA, 1780 nt
Organism: Mesoplodon densirostris (Blainville's beaked whale)
Lineage: Eukaryota; Metazoa; Chordata; Mammalia; Artiodactyla; Ziphiidae
Gene: FGF21
Product: fibroblast growth factor 21
Exons: 3
Coding region: 1050-1676 (208 amino acids)
Biological process (GO): regulation of cell migration; positive regulation of cell population proliferation; positive regulation of protein phosphorylation
Cellular component (GO): cytoplasm
Molecular function (GO): growth factor activity; fibroblast growth factor receptor binding
Source: RefSeq, a predicted model, not a curated record